UAAACAUUAAUCGUAGGACACGCGUCACUUUCUGUUGCUAGGAUACACUUGACUGAGAAUGUGUUUAUCUUCAAAUCAAACCUUAACGCCAACUUUAAAUUCACUUUGUCAAGAUAGUUUCGCAUGCUGCUACAUGUUGUCCGCCUAUAAAUACCAUCAGGACCAAAUGAGCUUAUUCCACCAGCAGUGACAGCAGCCACAGAUGUUGUCUGCAGUACGGUCUGUCCAGAAUACAGGACCAAGAAAAUCUGGUUACCUGAUUGGUCCACAAAAUAUAUCAGAUGUUGAAGCACAGAUGGCUCAGCAGGCCCGCCAAAAGAUUGAAGCCCGUCUGAAAAUGGCAAAGUUAUUUCAGAAAUACAGGGCUCAGCUAAUCUCCAAUAAAUAUGAUGUCACCAUAACCUCAGACCCUGUGUCAAAGGAAGAGAAGAUCUGCCUUACUGUGUAUGAAAACAAGAAAGUUGUGCAGCUCACUGUGAAGAACUCUGGUGUCAAAACGGUUUAUUUAACUUUUUGGGCUUCUGACCUCGUAAAGAACAUUUUCACUGUGAGAGACUGUCAUGGAAACAUGAUCAAGACUAUCAAGCAACACGCUCUUCGACCAGGAGAGGCAUAUACAAUCAAGGUCCAUUUCUACUCUGUCCAGCCAGGCUUCUAUGAACAGUUACUGGUCUUUAGGUUUGAAACGCACCAGCAGUCCUCAGAUAAAUUUGAGAUUAUGCGCCUCUUGGAAGUCAUUCAUCAGACAUCUUUUAGUGAAGAGCUCCUCCCCACAGCCACAAACUCAUUGUGGGAACGCCAAACUGUGAAGUCUACACCUACUGAAAGUGUUAAAUUGAUGUUGCUUAAGUCUGUAGUGCCUUUGAAGUAUUAUGCGAUGCCCAACGGUAUAGAAGACCUCAGGAAAUCCAACACGGACCUGCAGAAGAGACCUCUGGACUGGAAGAACUACUCCCGGAGGUUCCACUUGCUGCUUCAUCUCGAGGAGCUCCAUCUGACGAAAGAGACUGAAAAAUACAUCCAGAAUGCUGUACCCAUGUUCAGACACAAAAGCAACACAGACCUUGUCAUUUUGCAGAUUGCAGGUGUCUCAAAGAACUCAUUGAGACUGUCCAGUAACCAGGUGCUAGUGACUCCUUUAGACCAUUCAAGAGUUCUUGAACAUAAAAUUUACAAAGGCUGGGUCCAUCAUGUGGAUGCGGAGCAGGUCUACCUGCAAUUCAGCGAAAAGUUCCUGAGUCAUUUCAAGGAGGGCAUGAGGUUCAGUGUUAACUUCACUAUCAACCGUAUUCCCCUGCGUAUCCAGCAUAGAGCAGCAGCGCUGGUGUACAAGCACAGACUGAAGGAGGUGCUGUUUCCCACUGGACAACUUUCUUCCCACCAUUCACGUCUACACAGGUUGUUAGAGCUUGAGAGCAACCCAGAGCAGCUUAUGGCCAUUCAACACAUUGUAGCUGGCACUGCAAAACCUGCUCCUUACCUGGUAUUUGGUCCACCUGGCACAGGCAAAACAGUGACUUUGGUGGAAGCCAUCAAGCAGAUAAUGAAAACGCAGGCCUCAUGCAACAUCCUGGCUUGCGCUCCUUCCAAUAGUGCGACUGAUCUUCUCUGUGAGAAGAUUCUGCAAGGAAAGAUGAACAAGCGCAAGGUGUAUCGCUUGUACGCCCUAAGCUGGCCUGUGAGAAAUAUUCCCAAAAAUAGAAAGUUUUCCUGUAACCUGAACUGCGACACAAACACGCUUAUGAUUCCCCCUAAAGAGGAGCUGAUGAAGUAUAAGAUCAUGGUCACCAGCCUGCUAACUGCGGGAAGGCUAGUAACAGGAGGGAUUCCUCCUGAUCAUUACACUUACAUCUUUGUGGAUGAGGCAGGUCAGGCUGCAGAAACAGAGUGUCUCAUCCCUAUAGCAGGUUUACUGAAACCGCAGAGAUGCCAGGUAGUGCUGGCUGGAGACCCUAAACAGUUAGGCCCCAUCAUCACAUCCACAAUGGCAAAGAAACAUGGCAUGGGUGUGUCCCUGUUGGAGCGUCUGAUGAGGGACAUCAACCUUUACAAGUCACAUGAGACAUAUGGGUUCAACAACCGCUUUGUCACCAAAUUACUGAGGAACUACAGGUCCCACCCUGCAAUUCUUAAAAUUCCCAAUGAGCUCUUUUAUAAAGGAGAACUUCAGCCAUUUGCUCAUAAAGAGAAAUGCAGUUCAUACUGCAAAUGGGAAUGCCUGCCCAAGAAAGGUUUCCCUUUGAUCUUCCAUGGAGUGGCCGGUACUGAUGAACGUGAUGCCAACAGUCCCUCUAUUUACAACAUGGCAGAGGUGGAAGUGUUGAAGGAAUACCUAAAAUCCCUUGUUGACCAUCUUCACAAAAAGGGUGUGACCAAAAUUGAACCAAGAGAAAUUGGCAUCAUUGCCCCAUACAGAAAACAAGUGGAGAAAAUCCAGAAUGCCCUUCAGAUGGACAAAGAUCUCAGGAAGGAAAACUUGAAAAACGUUUUGGUUGGAUCAGUGGAGCAGUUUCAGGGUAAAGAGUUCAAUGUGAUUCUGGUGUCUACAGUGCGCAGCAAUCCCAAACUGACUGCGCACAAGCAACAAUUCACUCUAGGCUUUGUUGAUAAUGAGAAGAGGUUCAACGUGGCAAUGACUCGAGCACGAGCCUUACUGAUUGUGGUUGGAGACCCGAGAGUUUUGAAAACUGACCACGUCUGGAACAAAUUUAUCCAUUACUGCUCCAAAGAAGGGGGUUACCGUGGCAUUACAGUCUCUGAUGCAGAGGAAGAGGAAGAUACACUGACUAAUGGACACUCACCGAGCCUCUAUGGAGAGUGAUCAGCAACAGCUGAACCCCUGUUGAUGGAACCAACAGACCUCGCACACUCAUCUUUGGCUCCAGUAUUUAACAUAAAAAAAGCAAGAAUAAAGAACUGGAUGAGAAACUGAGAA
This is a messenger RNA of Siniperca chuatsi (mandarin fish), 2935 nucleotides long. Its product is annotated as putative helicase mov-10-B.1. The transcript is spliced from 22 exons. The record is from RefSeq and is a predicted model, not a curated record. Lineage: Eukaryota; Metazoa; Chordata; Actinopteri; Centrarchiformes; Sinipercidae. Gene Ontology annotation, molecular function: 5'-3' RNA helicase activity; RNA binding. Bases 203 to 2821 code for a protein of 872 amino acids.